AUGCCGGGCCUCUUCUCCCGCCUUAAGGGCAGAGACAAGUCCAAGAAGGGCCAAUCCGAACAAUCUGGCGAUCAGCAGCCGCAAAAGCCGCGGUGGGACGACGCGUGGACCCGUAAAACCAUCGAGCCCGAAGAGGUGGUAGAGUUGAUUCGCUUCUGUACCGAGGAGCUUAAGGCUCGAGCACUCGAUCACCCCUUCCUGCUGCUUCCGUUCCGCCCGACGUCCGAUCCCAGCGCAGUCCGUACCUUUAUACGGCACUUUUUUGACGGCAAGGAUGGCGGCCAGCUGCUGCGUGGGGAGGCCUUGGCCCAGGAGCUGCGGAUGACCGAGCCAAUGGUUAUCUCCGGAGUCAUCAAAUGGUGCUGGAGUAGACUCCAAGGCGGCGUCGUCAGCUGGGACUCCUACGAGCUCUUCAAGGUUGGAGAGCAGGAUUCCAACAUGGCCAGAGACUCGUUCAAGACUUUCAUCCCGCUCAGUGUCGACAACAGUGCUAGGUCAAAGAUCAUCUUUGACUUCUUUGACCUGCUCGCCGCAAUUGCGGCGCAUAGCAAGACAAACGGGUUCGGCGGCCGCAAACUUUCACGCAUGGCGGCUUGGUGGGCUUUCGAAUUUGUUGACAAUGGCACCGGGUUCGAAGGCGGUUACAAGACUUGGCUCAGGCAAAUCUUGCGCAGUGCCGCCGACGCCACGAGCCAUUUGUUUUUCGCCUACCUACGGUCCCUCGCCCCCGAGCCAACUCGUGGCGGCAUUUCGCUGCUACCCAUGUCUCUUCUGAAAUUACUCCAGGAAACCGAAUACCCGCCUCAGCGGCCGGCCCUUUUGCAGACAUCAACCUAUAGGGUUGCCAUGAUCGUCGACACUGUGUCACCGACUCCUUUUGCCCUCCUCCGACGGGCCAACCACUUCCAAUACCGGGAUGAGGAUAAGGCGUUGAAGGAAUGGUCCGAGUAUGAGGACCCCAUACAGGCUUUGACCGAAGAGUGCCGCAGAGUCCUGAGGGCAAUCUCUGCCGCAAAUCAGUCACAAGCUGUCUCUAGUUCAAAGCAUUCCACGAGUCUUCGUGAUGCAUCAUGGUCUAGAUUCGAAGAUAUCGGUUUUACGGGUGUCCUGGAAGAGGACGAGAUGGAAGAUGAAUCAGUGCUUGCUAUACGACGACGGCAGCAGGGGCUGAGAAGCACACCAGCUUCAGGCAAUGGGGACCUAGGUCGGCCGACCACGCCGUCAUGGGCAGAUUUCCUGUCAUCGGGGUUUGUGGACGAGCGCGGCACGUCGAACCUCUUACUGCCGCCAGACAAAGUGCUCCCUCCGAUUGAGACGACUGUGAGACAGCGAAGCUCCCAAUCCCACAAGCCGAGAUUGGAGAACGAGCACCAACUGGAACCCGGCGAAUUAGCAAGCAUCACGCGUUUCGAUCUUGACGACGCAUUCUGGUGGGUGUGGAUGACCAGUUUGGGACCCGAAGAGACCCCCGAGAGGAAGUCGGUCUUUGGACGUUGCGCCGUGAUUGAAACGAUCAUUCGGACAGGCCGCUGGCUGGUCAUGGAGGAACUUGUCAAGGGGGCGGCACCGGAUCCUGAGGAGGGCGCGUACAUAGCAGAGAAAAAAGGCUUCUUCAGCUGGACCCGUCGGGGCAAAAGCAGCAUCAACAGGCGCAAGUCGACCGGCAAGCACGCUCUUGAGAAGGGGGAUGGCCACUUGAAGCCAAGCGGCACUAUGAGUUUGAGUAGGACGAGCAUUGGCCCUGACCAGCAAGCCAAAAUCCAGGCCGCCGCGUUGCAGCUCCAGAUGCAAGAGCAACAAAAGCACCAGCAACAGACGCAGGAGCGGCGUGGGCGGAAAGACACUGACUGGCUGAACGAGAAGACCAACAGCGUUCUUACACUUCAACCAAGCAUCCUAAGCGAAGCAUCGCCGGCAGUCAAGUGGGCUAACAAGUAUGACAAAGAGGCAAUACGAGAGGCUUACCUCGCUGAUUCUAGUGCUGGUCGUGGCUUUGGGAGCGCUACACACACUAACGGGCACACCACCACCGUGCCGCCAGAGAGCGAACGCCGCCCGGAUCUGCCUCCCAAGACGCACUCGUCGGCCACGCAGUCCGGCUCGACCACUGUGCCAUCGUCGUCCUCGAUCCCGCGCCGUGACGAAAGACCGAGAACGCCAAACCAAACCGAGAAGGGGCUGGAGGCGCCCAAGGAGCUCCAUCCAGCGGAGCGCUUGUCGGAAACGGGGCGCAACUCGCCGCUGCCGCCACCAAAAGACCUGGUGAGCAUGGAGGUGGCGCGGGAUCAGAUGGUCUCCCCUGAGCCCGAUGCGAGUCCCGACAGUAAGAAGCAGCGGAAGCUCCAUAAGGAUGUUCCAAAGGCUAGCGGCGGUGGUGGCUUGAAGAAGCUAUUCAGUCGUAAAAACAGGCAGUCAAAGCUGCCUGAAAACGCCCCGGAGCAACUCAGCUCAAUUGCUGCCAUAGAGGAGCAGCCUCCUGCUUCUACUAUUUCUGCUCCGGCUCCGGCUCCGACUCCAGCUCCAGCUCCUGCUCGCGCGCCUUCGCCUGCCCCCGCUCCUGCCCCCGCUCCACCAGCUCUCCCUCAGAAAGCCGUGCAACGAGAACAGCCCAAGCCUGCGGCGCCGAAAGAAGAGCGGGUCGCCCCGCCAUCUUCUCCGGCAGUUCCGACUCGGGUUCCCGUUCCCAUUUCGUCUGCAUCCCCGGUUUCUCCCGUUUCUCCCGCUUCUAUCCGACCACCGGUGACUGUUGCUCCAGUCAAGCCAGCACCAGCACCGCCAUCCCCUGAAGAACCCGCAAAGGACGAAUUCUCCCGCUUUGACCAGGGUCCCCUUCUCGACCAGCCUGCUUUCGUUCCGGAUGACGAUGCCGAUGAUGUUGACGACGCAGUGCCGCCUCCUAUCGCUAGGCACUCCCGCUCACCGCUCUCUUCGCCGAAGCCUAGUGAACAGGAAGCUGCGCCUCCACCGGCACCGGUGGCUCGCGCGGUAGACCCACAGGACCGAUGGGCUCAAAUUCGCAAGAACGCUGCAGAGCGAGCUGCCCAACGCCAGAACACCCGGCCGGUGGCGGGGAUCUCAGGCCCGUCCAAGACUGCCGAUGCAGAUGACGACACCAGCGGAGAGGAGACUAUCGAAUCCCGUGUUGCCCGCAUCAAGGCUAGAGUUGCAGAAUUGACUGGGGGCGUGGAGGGCAUGGGAGCAUCAGGUGCCCGCUCGCCGCCAGCCCCUAUCCGUCGGUGA
Messenger RNA from Canariomyces notabilis, 3240 nucleotides. RefSeq lists its product as uncharacterized. The record is from RefSeq and is a predicted model, not a curated record. NCBI's taxonomy places the organism in Eukaryota, Fungi, Ascomycota, Sordariomycetes, Sordariales, Chaetomiaceae. The transcript has 6 exons. Bases 1 to 3240 code for a protein of 1079 amino acids.